AUGAAUCGUCAGUGUAGGGCUGCGAGUGUUACAGCAGUUCCAGCAAGCUAUCGGCUUGGCCCAUGUGAACUACCACUGCCGGACCAGUGGCUUGUGCAUACACAACUGUCGCAGUCAGCGCAAUCGUCUCAAGCAUCGUUCUACUCCACAUCGCAAACCGGUGGCCAAAGUUUGGGUGGACUGGGUGGACUGUCAGCCACAACACUGCCGAUACAACAACAUUCCACCAGUGCCCAGCAGCAGUCAUCAGCUCAGUUGCAACACCAAAUCAACGUGCCGCAAUCAGCAGCCGCAACAGCUACACCGGGAGCAGCUCCAGCAUCACAACUGCAGAGUCAGUCAAAAAUAAUGAAUGUCGUCGUACCAUCCGUGGCCUGUCCGCCUACUGCAUCGAAAAAGAUUCGCCGCAAACCAGACGCGAAGCAGCCACAGUCACAGAUCAACAAGUGCAACAACGAGAAACGUCGCCGAGAGCUAGAAAAUGAGUAUAUUGAACAACUUGGCGAGUUUCUGCAGAUUAAGCGGGAUAUGACCGCUUGCAAACCAGACAAAGCGGCGAUACUAAGUGAAGUUGUACGAACGUUUCGUUCUAUGCUAGAGCAAGGAAACCCGAAUCUCACUGGUUCGCGGUGUUCCAAAUGCUCACCGGAUUGUUCUGCUUCCUGCAAACUGCACCCGGUGCAACAGGGAGAAGUGUCAUCCACUGAACCGCCACUACCGGAACCAUCGGUAAACGGCCACUCGCCGGAAAAGUCAGCCUACUUCGAGGCGGUGCAACAUUACAUCUCGAACGUCGGCUGGGCCCUACUGGAGAUCAACUCGGAGGGUGUGAUCGAAUGUGCCACGGAGAACGUCCGCGACGUACUGCAUUACUCGCGCACGGAACUCCACGGACAGUCUAUAUAUUCGUACCUGCAUACUGGUGAUCAUUCAAAGUUGAGUCCUAUUUUAAAUAAGAAUUCGUUUGAGCUAAACUGGGAUCAAAAUGAAAUGUUCUAUCAGACGCCAAAGCGUACCAUACGUACUAAAAUUCGUUGGUUACUGAGGGCGCCAGAAGGAGCAAACGAAACGAUCGAGCAAAAGCAGCAGCGCUUGGAAAAAUACAAGGAUCUGCUGAUCAUCUCUGCUCCUGUGAAGGAUGAUACGGAGGAAUCGUCCUCGGUGCUUUGUCUAAUUACACUACCCGAGGACGAACAGGCAACCAUAGAAACUACCACCAUGCCACAAACGCUGGACGAACAGCUAACGUUGAAGCUGGAUACUAGUGGUAACAUUAUAAAUUAUAACUCAUCGACGCUAAGGAAACAGUUUGCAGGAAAUCUUACCAAAGAAACAAUUCGGUCUAUCUACGACAUAUGCCACUAUCAGGAUCGACCACGAUUGAACGAGCACCUCAGCAAUGUACGCUCGUCGAACGGAACCCCUCACGAGCUGACCUACCGGCUGCGUCUCGGUGGACCGGAUGUUUACGUGCACGUGAAGACCCAGUCGAAACUGUUCCGCAGCACAAAACCAAACGAAUCGGACUUCAUAAUGGCCAUCUGUACCGUACUGACGGAAAAUGAAGUCGCCAUGCUCUCGUCGGACGGCGGCAGCGGUGGAGGAAUGGUGAUGGGUGGAAGUGGCAGCAGUGGUGGCCUUAGUGCGGCAAUGAGCGGCAACAACAUUAACAAUAACAACGGCAACAGCAGUAGCAGUAAUCCUACCUCAUCCUCAUCCAUGGGGCUGCUAAUGCCAAGCACGAGCAGCUCGGUGACAGGAGGCGGCCUAAAUGGUGCCAACGACGUCGUAGCUCGUCACAUGGCCCAAAUCACACAGGGAGUUAGUAAUAUGGGUGGACCGCUGAUGUCGAGUGUGCUUAAUGGAGGUAGUGCCGGCACGGGUAGCAACAGUUCAAGCUCCUCGAGUAUGCUCGGCGGUGGGGGAGGAUCGGGCGGUGGUGGGAUGACCGGAGGGAGUAUGAGUGUAUCCGGUGGUAUGACAGGCCCGGGAGGUACACCGGGAUCGGGAGGAUCCGGCAUGGGUCCCGGCGUAGGCAUGGUUGCGGGAGGCAAUACUGGCAUGGGACCGGCCACCUCGAUGAGCUCGAUUGUAUCGCCGCGUAGUAAUCCCAACUCAUCGUCGCUGUUGUGCGCUCCAUCCUCCGACAAUAGUAACUUCUUCAACACGGACUUUGAGCUCGAAUUUCCACAUUCCACGUUCGACAUGGAGGCGGUUGGUGUCGGGUGGGACUCGCGACCCGACUCCCGUACCAGCGUUACUCCGGUCAGCACCCCUCGACCUCCGUCCGUUAGUGCGUACAGCCCAGCGGCCGCACCGAUGUGUGCGUCACCGAUGACGCCGUACUACUCAGGCAACACGAUGGGCGGAAUGCCUUCACCUUCGAACAACAAUGGUGCAGCAGGUGGCAGUAGUAGUGGCGGGGGCGGUGGCCUCAUCAAUCCCAGCUUAUCCCUGAACAAUAAUAACAACAAUAAUAGUAAUACCAACAACAACAACACUGGAACACCGUUCGGCACGAAUGCGUUUCAGUUUCCGUUCGACGACAGCAAGGAUAAGCUGCAGGAUAUGCAGUCGCAACAACAGCAACACCAUCACCCCCAUAUGUCCCCAAUGCAGCAGCAGCAUCCGUCUGGGAUGGCAUCGCAGCAAAUGGUGCAACGGCAGCAGCCGCAGCACCCACAGCAACAUCACCAGCAACAUCUGCAGCAGCAUCUUCAGCAACAACAAACGCAGCCACCAUCGAAUACGCACGAUUCCGAGCGAUUACGGAAUCUGCUUACAACCAAACGACCUCACUCAAAUGCCUCAUCCUCAUCCGGUUUGGAUAUGGACCAUGACCAUCGGAAUCCGAAUCGAAUUUUAAAGGGUUUGCUAAAUUCCGAUGAAGAUAAGGAUAGUAAUGGCAAUAAAAUAAAUACCGCAUCUCUUUCACAACGUAUACCUCAGUCAGUUAGAACUCCAGCGCAGGGUAGUAAUAAUGGUGGUGGUGUUAGUGGGCUGGGAUUAACAAACCGCGCGGGAAAUGAGAAUAAUAAAGCCAGUAGCAAUAAUAUGCUAUUACAGCUGCUCAACGACAAAAGUGACGACGACGAAAGUGACGCCCGCAACCGACAAGGUCCGAGCGAACUUCUUAAGCAGCUACAAAAGGUUAAAGAUGAGCCAAAGGAGCAUAAUCCACCGCCAUUGAACAACGAAGAACUCAUCCAGAUGUUACGGGUACAAAGUAAUGAUCGUAAACGGCCUUCGACCGAACCGGACGAAGGUGCCGCGGUCAAGCGAUCGGACAACAGGCCGUCGAAGUUGCGCGAGCGCAACAAGAUGCUUGCCUCAUUGCUGGCCAACCCGGCCAAAGCACCAAUGCCAAUGCAAAACGCAAUGCCGUUCAACCGCAUCAUCCCGGACAUACCAAACUCGGGACUGGCUCGGCAACUCGCCAACGUGUCGAGUUCGACGGCACCGAACCAGACGCUGAAUAAUAACAAUCUAACAACUAGCAACAAUAAUUUAAAACAAGUACAACAGCUGAACCAAAUGCGCCUCCAGCAGCAGCAGCAACAGCAGCAGCAACAACAGCAGCAGCAGCAGCAGCAGCAAAUGCGCAAAUCAGCUAUGCCUUCUCAAUCGCAGCAACCUCCAACAUCCUCCGAUAUCUACCUCAACCAUCAGCAACAGCAGCACCAUCAUCAACACCCCCAGGCGCACCCACAACACCUGCAGCAGCAGCAGCAACAUCAUUCGCAACAUCCGCAACAGCAGCACCAUACGCAGCAGCAGGCAUCGAUGAUGCAGCAGCAGCAAAUGUUAGCCGCCCAGCGGCAGCAAAAUUUCUCACCCGCCAUCCAGGACUCCGGUAUUGGUUCGGCUGGGAGCGGUUCGUUUGCCACAUCGACGCCCGCGACAUCGACCCAGCUCGUUUCCGAGUGGGAUCCGGAGCUGAACGACAUACUUAAUCACGUGAUUGAGAUUGCACCGGAGGGCGACUUUGCCGAAAGUGAACUCAACAGUAUCUUAGGCUUAAGUCCGAUCGAAUCGUCUACAUCGUCGGUUGUACCGUCGUCACAGUCGAGCCAACCGGACAUACACGAAAAGUUAGCGAUUAAUGCAAUUCAAAAAUCGUUAAUGCAGUAUGAAAACGUCAGCUCGCCAUUGCAACCCCAGCCGCAGCCUCAGUUCAGUGGUAGUCCCCCUGCCUAUCCAAUGCUCGGAAUGGCUAGCGGAGGUAACAAUGGUGCUGUUUCAGGUGGUGGCAGUGGCUCUGGUAUGGGUUCCGUAGGACCAGCCGGCACUGGACCGGGUGUCGGUGCCAGUAGCGGAGGGCCUAGCGGCACGGGUAACGGUGGUACGGCGGGUGGUCCGGGAUUAAAUCCCGGCAGCAGUUUACAACAGCAAUCGUCACAAGCGGGGCCAAACCAAAACUUCACACCUCCUCCAGUGUACACGCAGCGAAUGCGGAUACCGCAGGGACAGCUUGGCAACAACAGUCCCGUGGGACCCCCGAAUAUGCUCGCCAUGCAGAAGCUGCAGCAUCAAACCCGGGACCGUAUUUUGCAGGAGCAGCAGCGAACCCGGUUGCUACAGCAGCAGCAGAAACAGCAGAUGGUUGUUACGGUGAACCCGACAGCCAACUCAGACCUUGGUCCUCCGAACGUUACACUGACUCGUGCGAAUAAUGUGCCGGAUUCACAACUUAGUCCCGGAUUUUCCCCGAGUCUGAUGCAGCAACAGCUGAGUCCAAGUCAAAGGACGCAACUUAGUCCGCAACAAGCAGGAUUCCAAGGCAACCCGUUCAACAACAAUCCAGGCCAUCGUCUAUCUCCUCAGCUACAACAGAUGGUUUCCGGUUUUGGCAAUGCGGGUGGUAAUGUAAAUCAACAACUAUCACCGCGCCAACCACCGUACGGUGGCGGAGUUGGAGGCCCAACGGUUAACCAGCCGAAUGUGGUCGUUCCUGGACAAUCACCGCAGCAACAGCAACAACAGCAGCAGCAACAGCAGCAACAACAGCAACAACAGUGGCAACAAAAUGCGAACGCAAGGCUGUCAAUUCAGCAGCAAAACCCGAUGCUGAAUGCUCAGCUUUCGUCGGUUGGCGGUUUUAACCCUGCGCAGAAUCGACAGUUCGUCGGCCCACCUCAAAGGCAGCGAAGUACACUUAACAGUCCCGGAACGCCACGGCAGCAAAAUGCGUUCGGUGGCUCCAUGGUGGACGGUGGCGGGUUUCCAGGUCCACCGAGCCCCUCGCCUGUCGGCGUUUCCGCACCGAACUUUGCCAAUCCCGUCUAUGCCAACCAGCAGAUGAGGCUUCAGCGGCAAGGCAGUGUGCCUCCGCAAUCCACUCAACACUUGCCAGCUGUUUUCGCAGGAUCGCCCCGUUCCGCGUACGGUGGACAUGGGCCUGGUCCGGAUGCCACCGGUUAUGGUAUGAUGUUCGGCAAUGCAGCAGCAAUGCAGCAGCACACGGCGAACUCACCAGGCGAUUUCUUCAAUCGCAGUCAAACUGGUCUCAACGGUGGUAUUAUCGGUGGUGGCAAUAGUAUUGGUGGCGGCAGCAUCGGAAACGGUGGCAAUGGGCUAGGACUUAGCAAUGGCACAAAUUCCGGUGGCCAAAGCCUAAACCAUUCGGAACUGGUACGGCAGGAGCUGCGGGCCAUUGUGAGUGGCCGAGCGCAACGUCCACCAUCGCACAGCCCGAUGGGCCUAUCGCCCCUGGGAGGAAUGGCCCUGCAAAGCUGUAGCGAGGGUGGUAACGGUGUUGGUAGUAACGGUGGUCUGAAUGUUUCCACCGUGGGCAGUAGCAACGGAAGUUGCACCUCCAUCUCCAACACGUCCGCCGGUGGUAUGCUGAGUGGUGGUAUCGGUGGUGGUAGUAAUGUGGGUGGUGGAAGCACACGAACAUCCUUGUCGGAUGCCGGAACGUCCGGACCGAUGCUUCACAGCGGUAACACUUCCACCGGGCUAGAUCCAUCGAUGCUGUUCAAUUUUCAUCUCACCCAGAAAGAGUUUUUCGGAGGAAACACGAGCCGGUGACCCGAGAAAUUCAUCCCUUCUUCUGCAAAAACUUCUAUCGGAUUGAAGUAAAGCCCCGCGGAUCCCGGUAGACGAUGGAGAGCAUCACCUCCUACAUUUGCUACACACCACUAACCACCGCCGCAGCCUGUGGGGGAGGUCCUGUGCCGUUGACAUCCUCCGGGAGUGGCACUAGCUAUAAGCUAGUAAUAUGCAGCAAAUGUGAAAUGCUUUAAACACGCGGGAAAAGACAAACGCGCGAUGGACGAAAUGUUGUGUGUGUGUGUGCGUGUGUGUGACUGGUGCUGACAAGGUCGUCAUCUGCCAUACACACCAUGACCAUCGUGCGAUUCGGAGAUUGUGAUCAAAACACGGUAAACCGAGGGGUAAACCUGCGCGCACACAUAUUUGCUAGAUUGGUAAAAUGUGUGCAACCCCACUAGAAGAGAGUAAACAUAAAAAAAAAAACAUUUAAAAAAAUCUUACCUUGCAAGUGUACUGAAAAGGCUCAUCCGGUGCAAGCAGAGGUGAUUAACGCGACCAUGCGUUAAUAUGCUUCACUGUGUGCCGUUGAGAGCGAAAGCAACAAAUGAUACAACCGAUUUGUGAUUUGAUGUUGAAAACAAACUAAAAUUAAAGUAGAAAACCACAAACACACGCCAGCGCGCCUGUGUGUGUGUGUGUGUAAAAAAGCUGAAAAACAGCGAACGAAACAGAUGCAUGUGAUGUGCAUGUAAAAAAUAAAGCAUACAAAGUAGAACAAAGAAAAGGGAAAGGCGAGAAUUAAUGGUAGUUGAGAGUGGGUUGAUGGAAUAGUUACGAGUAAUUGCUAAUCGUAUUGUAGAGUUAAAGAAAACUCCCCCAACUGUACAUAAUAACACCCCCCCCCCCCGCCCUGUGUGCUGUGCUACGGCCACGGACACGAUAAGUUAAGUAAACAAGUCAUGUGUGGAAAGAUGAACACAGGUUAAUGUUUUUUUUUUGUGUAGUGGAAGAUGUUGCUGCGUUCGCUUCUUAGGCAUAUUGGCGCAAACAAAAUGAAGAAAAAAAACAUAAGUGAUCAUAAUAACAUUGUUCGAGAACAGGUAACAAAAACAACACAACAAGAGUAUAAAAAAAUGGUAAUAAUGAAUGAAGGGAAAUAGAAAUACCUCUAACUUUAGUUCAAAGUAAAAACUACAAGAAAAAAAAAACAUGAGUAAAAGAUGCUUAAAAAAAGCGGAAUGUUACAUCUUGGAAUACACACCUACAACACAGUAACACACCACACCACCAUGUAUAAUGAAAUCAAAAAAGAUAAGCAUAUGUUGGUUGAAGCAGAUACACUCUAUAUCGGCUGUUGCCUGUCGCUAAAUGGUUAAAACAAUAUAUAUAAUAUGCCUCCCAGCAGCGAUAGCAGAUAAUAAUCGAAACCAAAAUACUGUAGAAAACACAAAACGAACGAUUCAGCGUACGAUUAGAAAGCAGCUAAGAGACACACAGACACACAUAAACUGGAUUAUCCUCAAGAGAAAAGAAAAGCCCCGAAACCGGGUAACCGUUUGUUACAGCCAAACAGUUCACUUAAUUGUGCACAACUGUACAAUGGAAACUCAUGCCCACACAACGCAAAACACACUCUGACUCUCUCUCCCUCUCGGAUCAACAAUCCAGAAUUAAUCGGUUUCGAUGAGGAACGAAGCGGAACAAUAGUAAUUUUACCACACCAAAACGAAGGUGACCAAAACAAAACAGAAAUGGGACUUCGAAAUGGGGAAAACAACAGCAGCAAAGCAAAACAAAACAUGCAACAUGUUUACCAACAAAAAUACACUACGAAAAAAAAGGGCCCGGUCAAAGAAGACAAAAAGUUCGUGUACUGUGAUAAUUUCUACUACUUUUUUCGAUACCACGAACCUUCUGGUACCAGGUUGUUACAUGUAAUACAACAACAUAUUUGUUUUGUGUUAUUGUGUUUUAAAUUGGUCACACUUGUUUUGUAUUUCCGCGAUGGUGUGCUCCAUUAGUGCAGUGUUGGUGCAACAACCGUUACAGCAAACAAAGGCAACCCGAAUGCGCGCGCAUCCUGACUGCUUUGGCAUUUUCCCUUAAUGUGACCGUUUGUUUUGUUUUGUUUUAUUUUUUUUUUAACAAGUUGUUUAAUGUUUUACACGCACGCUGUUAAAAACAUCUACAAUGCCGGUGCAUCAUUCUGUGUUUUGUUUUCUUCACUUCGGUAUGAUAUAUGCGAGCCGCCAAUUUAUAUUACUAAGUGCUAACCGAUUGCAAACACUUGAAGUUACUCUUCUGAAAUUGAACACAUCCCUUUUGUGCCCGUUUACAAUGAUGAAAUGAUGUACGUCGGGAGGAAGAAAAUUAACAUCUUUCCCUUCUGCUUAUAAUUGGCUUGCAAAGAUGCAGAUGGGGAACAGCAGCGCUCGCCCCCUUUACAUUCGGUUCUUGUAAGCGGAAAAGUAAAAAAAUGCAAACCCUAAAACCAAGGCUAGCAUGAGAUUUGCAGUAAAAGCACGAGACAAAAAAGAGAGAACAAACUCAGAAAUGGUUUUGCUGUGCCAGGUGUGUAUAAUCGUUGCCUGAACACGCAUAUAGUGAUCGUUGUGUAUAUAUGAGUUGUAAAAGAUGUACAAGUUUUUACUUCUUUUUUUUUAAUGGUUAUUAUCUACAAAAUGGAAUUUUCUUCCAUUUUAUUAUUUGCUCUUUGUUCGUUAUAGUUCGGGGUUUGGAAAUGGCAAAGCUUAACAUACUAGGUUAAGGCAAACUACAUCAACAAAAACACACACACACAAAUUAUACACUCUUCUCCCGCCCCCCCUCACAGUGAAAAUGCUUCUUUUUGCGCGUUUCGGUGUCGAUCAAUCCUUUUUUUUUUGUGUUAUUUUAUCCUUUCUCACUCUACACAUCCCGGGUAUUGAUAAUUUUAGCAAUUUGCGGUACCAAUAGUCUGCUUAAUUUAAUAACACAAUGUGCUUUUUUUUUACAACUUCACUGUAAAUAUUAUUUCGCUGUUCUGCUGCACAAACGCGUCGAACAAAUCCAAAAUUGUUUAAUUCUGUUCAAACGUCGGUUGAAUUAUCUUCAUUACUGGCUAGCUUUCACCCACACAAACACCGAGUAAUACGCAUUGUUUUUUUUUAAUUCCCCCCCUUUGCCUUUUAACUGCAACAACAACCCGACACCCCAAUACCGAAAGAAGUACACAGAGACCAAUUGAAAGCCAAUCUGGAAUCACUACAAUUUAUAAUUAUUAGCGUCACUACAGCUGUAAUAUUAUUAUUAUUAUUAUUAUUAUUAUUGUCAUUAUUAUUAUUAUUAAUAUUAUUAUUUUCUAUAUAAAAUACAUUAUUAUAAUUAUUAUUAAUAUUAUUAUUGCUAUUCAAUUAUACGAUUUACACGUU
Molecule: messenger RNA, 9404 nt
Organism: Anopheles moucheti
Lineage: Eukaryota; Metazoa; Arthropoda; Insecta; Diptera; Culicidae
Gene: tai
Product: neurogenic protein mastermind
Exons: 16
Coding region: 1-6030 (2009 amino acids)
Biological process (GO): cellular response to hormone stimulus; positive regulation of transcription by RNA polymerase II
Cellular component (GO): nucleus
Molecular function (GO): nuclear receptor binding; protein dimerization activity
Source: RefSeq, a predicted model, not a curated record